AUGUUUGGCCACCAUUCCCAGCCGGGGAUUAUCCCUAAUCAGAUCGGUACCGCCUCAGCUCCUGCUGCUGAAGACCAUGUCUCCGCCUCCGCACCGUCCGGUCACAUUCCUUACGACGAAAUGGACGAAAUCCCUCAUCAUCCUGACUCCAUCUAUGCUGCCUCCGAUUUGCUUCCCGAUGGUUCUCAUUUGGUGGGUCACCCAUCCGACGGCUCCGAAUUACCAGGCUCCCGGACUCCGGGAGGCGCGAAUCAGCUCACGAUCUCGUUCCGUGGACAGGUUUACGUUUUCGAUGCUGUUGGCCCUGAUAAGGUUGAUGCUGUGUUGUCGCUACUGGGUGGUUCUACGGAGCUCUCUCCUGGGCCGCAGGUGAUGGAACUAGCUCAGCAGAAUCAUAUGCCUGUUGUAGAAUACCCGAACCGAUGUAGCCAUCCGCAACGGGCGCAGUCCUUGGAUAGGUUCAGGAAGAAGAGGAAUGCUAGAUGUUUUGAGAAGAAAGUCAGAUAUGGUGUGCGCCAGGAAGUGGCGUUAAGAAUGGCACGUAAUAAAGGUCAAUUCACCUCAGCAAAGAUGGCCGAUGGGGGUGAUAACUCUGGCACAGAUCAAGAUUCUGCGCAAGAUGAUGGCCAUCCAGAAAUAUCGUGUACUCAUUGCGGCAUUAGUUCCAAAUGUACACCAAUGAUGCGACGUGGCCCUACAGGCCCCAGGACUCUCUGCAAUGCCUGUGGACUUUUUUGGGUUAACAGGGGUACAUUGAGGGAUCUCUUCAAGAAAACAGAAGAUAUACAGAUGUCUGCAAUAACACCGGGCGAGGAUGGGAGUGAUGCCGAUGCAAACAACUCGAACUCUGGACCUGCAACUGUUGAAGAGCACGAUGCCUUUGUUUCUCUUGCUAAUGGGGAUGAAUCUAAUCUGUUAGGUAAUCACUAA
Messenger RNA from Microthlaspi erraticum, 930 nucleotides. Lineage: Eukaryota; Viridiplantae; Streptophyta; Magnoliopsida; Brassicales; Brassicaceae. The record is from the annotation of a GenBank genome assembly.